Pseudozyma hubeiensis SY62 is the source of this 1773-nucleotide messenger RNA. RefSeq lists its product as hypothetical. Bases 1 to 1773 code for a protein of 590 amino acids. NCBI's taxonomy places the organism in Eukaryota, Fungi, Basidiomycota, Ustilaginomycetes, Ustilaginales, Ustilaginaceae. The transcript has a single exon. The record is from RefSeq and is a predicted model, not a curated record.
AUGGUGUACCACUCUUGGUACAAGCGUCACGUCCUAAAGAAGAUGGAGGCCGCCUUCGAUCCUGGCUACGACCCUGUCCUUGCGCUGGCAAAGAGCGGAGAUCAGCUGGCCCACGUGCGAAUUGACCCACCAAGACCGGAGGACGAAAUGAUUCGCAGCAUCGUCUCGGGCAAAGAGGCGGGUCGCUAUUUCCUCGUCAUGGGCAGCAAAGGCUCGGGAAAAGCAACCUCGAUCAUCGAAGCUAUGGCUGCCAUCGAUGCAGACGGAUGCGCUUUCUUCGAUGCUCACCUCGACCCCACCAUCGUCGUCGAUCGCUUCUCCGAGUCGAUCAACUUCAGCAACAAUCGAGACUACCUCGGCAAUCUGCUCGGUCUCUCGGAUCUCUCGGGAAUGUCGUACUACCAGCAGCUCGAACGCGCACUGCACAAGCUCGAGAAGGCGCUCAUCACGCGCAAGCAAAAGACGGGCAAGCCCGCCAUCAUCGUCAUGAACAGUGCACACUUGCUCCCGCGCGACGAGGAGGGUACCAAGCUUUUGCACAUCUUCCAGCAGCGCGCCGAGAAGUGGGCAUCUGCAGGCACAGCCACAUUCGUCUUCACCACGGCCGACUACUGGGUCUACGACGUGCUGCGCAAAGCCUCGAACCGCAUGGACACGCUGUCGUUCCGCGAUCUCACACGACGACAGUCGAUCAACGUGCUGCGUGGAUGUCGCAAGCAGUACUGGGGAGAGAAGCCAUCGUCGCAAGAUCCGCGCGUGCUUCAAGAGGUGUACGAGAUCUGCGGUGGCCGAUUGGGUUUGCUCAAUAAGGUCGCUCGGCGCAAGGACAUGCUCAGGGCGGCAAGGCAGAUGGUGGAGGAUGACAUGCAGUGGGUUCUCAGCAAAACGGGCAUCAUCGAGGAUCACGACGACGAUGUCAUGGAUGAGCAAAAGUGGUCGACGUGCAGCUGGCUGCUCUUCUCCGAACUGGCCACGAAGCAACAGGAGCUCGAGGAGCUGUUGGACCAGUAUGGAGGAAGGCUACCGGCGUUUGUCAACCAGGACACGCAGGAGGAUCCGCAGUACAGCAGCUUGGCCGCGCAGUUGCAUAACGACGCCGGCUGGUUCAAGGCCAAAGCGUCGCCAGUCCCGGGCCUCACACGCUUCACCACCGCUGCCCUCAGGAAGGAUGAUGACGAUAGGGCUGACGACGACGCCGAUGACAAGCAGACCAGCAUCGCGACGGGCGCUAGGCUCGGUGCAUCUGCCAAAGAUGCUCACAACGUUGCAGACGAUGAUGACGAUGACGACGACGAAGAAGAACACGAGACAGCGCACAGGCGUCUCACCGAAUCGCUCAUCACGGAUCCAAGCAUGGACCAGGAAGCUGACGUGCGUGGUGCCGAUGUCCCUAAUCCACACCUCACUUGGGGAGAAGCACGUCAGGUCAUGACUCGCCCGGACUUCAUCAUGGAGCUCGACCACCUCAACAUCAUCCACAUCGACCGCCAUCACCACAUCCGUGCCGACUCGAUGCCGCUACUCCGGGCCAUGCGUCGCGUCGCCGGAUCUGAAGGCUACGGCGACAAGCUCGAGUCGGUGAUGGACCGCGUGUCGGCGAUUGAGAGUCUUGGACGAACACGCGAGCUGGUGUGGAAGGAGCAAGGAGAUGGCGGCAAAUUCUUGAUCAAAAAGGACGGCAAGGGCAGAGAGUUUGAGACCUGGACUUUACUAGGCGGCGACGAGAGGCUAGGUCGAGACGCGGAAGGUGGCGACAAUGAUGACGAUGACUAG